UGUUAUUUGUUUAGAAAACAAUUUUUGUCCGCCAUGUUGAACAGUUUGACAGUUCGUCAAAAUGUCAAAAUAUUGAUUUAACACAAAAAUAUUUAUAUAUUCUAUUUAAACUGAAUAUAAUAUCAUAAAAAGUAUGUCGUAGUCGAUUUUAAAUAUCUGUUUUAAUACAAAUAAACAUAAAAAAUGUCUGAGGAAGCAGACCCACUGCCAGACAAUGACACAAUUAAAAGUGAACCCCCAGACGCCCUAUUAUUGAAUAAUCAAGAAGAUAAUAAAAUAAAUGAACAAAAGGAUGUUAAAGAACCUUCUAUUAACCCUGUUGAGACUUCGGUCAAACUUGAGGUAGAUGACAACGUUAUAGAAGAAGUGGUCCAACUUCCUUCCAAAGACAAACGCCAUGUAUGUGAAUACUGCACUAGGGCUUUCAAACUAAGCGCAGAUUUAAAAAGCCACAUAAUCACCCACACUCGUGAAAGGGCUUACAAAUGCCAAUACUGUGAUAAAGUCUUCGCACGCUCCGGUUCUUUAAACGUGCACCUCAGAACCCACACCGGCAGCCGUCUUUACAUAUGCAAAACCUGUAACAAAGUAUUCACACGUUCUGACACAUUAUCCAAACACAUGGUUACGCACACCGAAGACAGGCCUUUCAAAUGCGAAAUGUGCGACAAGGCUUACAUCCAUGCAAGCAACUUACGGGAACACAUGAACACACACACAGGGAAACGUCCGUAUAAAUGUGAGAUAUGCAAUAAAGCAUUUGCUCACUCGGGCACUUUAGGAAAUCACUUAAUCAAUCACACAGGUCAAAGGAAUUAUUCGUGUGGGAUGUGUGAUAGAGCCUUCACGCAACCUGGGAAUUUAAAGAAGCAUAUGGCAACGCACACGGGGGCUAGACCAUUUAAAUGUGAGACAUGCAAUAAAGCUUUUACUAGCAAGGAUAAUUUAGGACAACAUAUGAUUACUCAUACUGGUGAACGUCCUCAUAAGUGUGAUAAGUGUGAUAAGUCGUUUACGCAGUCUGGUAAUUUGAAGAGACACAAAGAGACUCAUAAGAGCUAA
Ctenocephalides felis (cat flea) is the source of this 1062-nucleotide messenger RNA. Its product is annotated as zinc finger protein 239-like. Gene Ontology annotation, cellular component: nucleus. The transcript has a single exon. Gene Ontology annotation, biological process: regulation of transcription by RNA polymerase II. Bases 184 to 1062 code for a protein of 292 amino acids. NCBI's taxonomy places the organism in Eukaryota, Metazoa, Arthropoda, Insecta, Siphonaptera, Pulicidae. The record is from RefSeq and is a predicted model, not a curated record. Gene Ontology annotation, molecular function: DNA-binding transcription activator activity, RNA polymerase II-specific; RNA polymerase II cis-regulatory region sequence-specific DNA binding.